AUGGCUCCCACCAAUAUCCUCAAACUCCAGCAAAACUCCAGCUCGGCAUUUGGGCAGCAGGUGGUCCUGGAAACGCCUGGGCACCGCGACUGCUUCUACCGCUUCGCAAGGAUCCUCUUCGUCAGCGACAUCAAAAUCAAGCACUUCAAGCACCACGACGCUUUCUUCGACUUCCUCAUCAACUUCAGUCGUGGUCAGCUCAUCAAGCACGACCACCGGCUCGGCUCCCGCAACUUCAUCUUCGACGCUUUCGAGUACGCCGUUAUGUCCUGA
Messenger RNA from Aureobasidium vineae, 273 nucleotides. NCBI's taxonomy places the organism in Eukaryota, Fungi, Ascomycota, Dothideomycetes, Dothideales, Saccotheciaceae. The record is from the annotation of a GenBank genome assembly.